UUUGGGGGUGGGGAGAAGAACGUAUUGCAAGAAGUUGGCUAAGAUUUCUUUCUUUUCUGGCAGCCUGUGAUCGAAUAAAAAAAGUUUGAAUUCCAAUUUGGUUUAUGCAAUAGGCCCAAGUCCUCUUGCUUAAACAUUUGGCGUAGUUCCCAGUAUUAGGGUUGAAGACCUCUCUUCAAGAGCGCCUUGCACUUGUCGCAGUGCCCCAGAAUCCGGCAAAACUGAAGUGGUAACAAGAAAGGUCGGGGGGGGGGGGACAAUGUGAGGUAAAGUGCGAACGCGGGUCCCUGUCCGGCCGUUAAUGUACCCGGAGCUGCUCAACGGCAGUGAAAUACCGCCAUCAGUCGCCCGGCUGACACGGAGGAACUUUCUAGGCUUGAAAUACAGGCCACAGCGGUCCGUUACCACGGUGACAUGUUCGCCCUUUUGACCUCAUGCAUGUUAUCGUGAUUUACCUCUCUUUAUUUUUCGAUAAUUUGACGCAGGCUCUUACUUCCUGUCGUCUCGGAAUGAUUUCUGAAAAUUCGAGCGGAUUGUUUUAUUCACCUACGCGUUUGAGUCGUUUGAGGGUUGUGCCUGCACAUUUUCCACAUUGUUGACGUGUGACAGAUAGCUAAUGUGCCAUGAAUCUUGGUGAUUUCACUGGAAAUAUGACGAAAUCCAGUUCACAUUGCAUCAAACUCAGCAAGGGAGAAACCACACAUUUACGUAGUCUGACAAUCUGUCACAUUAACUGCUCUCCGGAGGGAGGUAUCGUUUGCAAGCAUAUUUACCGCAAAAAAACUUGAUUACUCAAGUAAUGACACCAGCAAGAAAACUCUACAAUGGAUGAAAGUCUUGGUGUUCCAUCUUUCCGGCACGGUGUAUUUUAUCUGUCAAUUUUACCCAACCCAAGAAGUCACAAGGGGGGUCAGCCCACAUAAACCGGGUGGUCUUAGAAGCAAGAUGUGCAGGGAAAGCCAGCAACAAAGUACGACCAACUUUCCGCCAAUAGCCGAGUACAGCCGGCUCACGUCGCCGCCGGCUCAGCGCCGGUCGCUCCACGACGGCAGGACGAGGCGCGAGCCUCACCGGCCGAUCACCGGCGCACCGAACUCCCGUCCCCGCAGCAACAGCGACCAGUCCCUGGGGGACAUCUGGAGCAGCAGCCGGCGGUCCAUCUGCAGCAGCAACGGCCGCUCCUCCCUGUCCCUGUCGUCCGGAGAUGCCUCAACCGUCGCCUCCACGGAGAAGCUCUGUAGGAGGCGGAAGCUGUCUCCGCGGAGGGUCGUCAACAGACCGGUCACGCCGUUUCCGGCCGAGGAAAUUCCGCACGCCCCAGUCGGGGAGGCCCAAGUCGAACGCCGGGUCCCAGCUCCCUCCCCACCCAGGACCAAUCCAAGCAAACCGCACCCGUCAUACCACGCUCCUGGGAGGACCAGAUUCAGCCUGUCACAGAAACACCAGCCGAUAGACGAGGACCCGUGCCCGGGGAAGAUCGCCACAAGUCGGCCGGUCCGCAGAAAUACCGGGGACAGCACGGAGCGUACACCUCACCCGCCCUCGCAACAGCACAAGGAGGUCGACGCGACCAAGGCGAGCGAGCGAAGACGGAGGAAGAGCAUGCCGGAAAUCUACCAGAGGCCGAAGGGCGAGGCACGCAAGACAGACGCCGGUAGCAAAAAGACGGAGGCACAAGUCCUCGGGGAAAUAAUGGACAGCGUGACGAGGGAGAGGAUUGUCAGUUGGCUGAGCGAGAUUGCAUACGCUAAGGAAGAGGAUCAAGGCAUCUUACAAGACGCACUCAGUUGCAUCGAUGAAGAGUGACAGUCUCCUCUUGCCCACAACGUAAAGUCUGCUAUUUAUGAACCCAAUGACUGAGGUUGGACACACGUGAUGAUGUCCUUGUGUCAUCUGUGCAGAAAAGCAAGUCGAUUUUUCGUCCAUUUAAUUUAGAAUUUUCUAGAGUGAAAUGAUCUAGUCUGUGGGCUUCUUUUGAAACAAAAAAAA
This is a messenger RNA of Acanthaster planci (crown-of-thorns starfish), 1989 nucleotides long. RefSeq lists its product as uncharacterized. NCBI's taxonomy places the organism in Eukaryota, Metazoa, Echinodermata, Asteroidea, Valvatida, Acanthasteridae. The record is from RefSeq and is a predicted model, not a curated record.